Molecule: messenger RNA, 582 nt
Organism: Beta vulgaris subsp. vulgaris (sugar beet)
Lineage: Eukaryota; Viridiplantae; Streptophyta; Magnoliopsida; Caryophyllales; Amaranthaceae
Exons: 3
Coding region: 1-582 (193 amino acids)
Source: RefSeq, a predicted model, not a curated record
AUGCAGAAGUCGAAGGUCGAUGAACAACUUGGUAAGUUCUUGGCUAUGGUCAAGAACUAUGAGGUAGCAAUUCCUUUUACUAAACUUAAUUUUCAAGUGCCUGUUUAUACAAAGUUUUUGAAAGACAUGAUUAGUAAAAAGAAAGACUUUGGUGGGGUAGAUCGAGUCGCUCUAACUGAAGAGUGUGCAUCUGUGUCUGUCAUGCCUUUGUCUGUUUGUAAGAAACUGAAUAUAGGAGCACUUGAGUGCACUCAAAUUGCAUUGCAAAUGGUCGACCGUUCUAUAAAGUACACUGUAGGUGUUUUAGAAGACGUUCCUGUUAGGGUAGGAAAGUUUUAUAUUCCUGUUGAUUUUGUUGUGCUUGAUAUGGAGGAGGAUGCCAAAUUUCCUAUUAUUCUUGGUAGGCCGUUUUUGUGUACAGCUGGUGUUCUUAUAGAUGUCAAAUCUCGGAUGGAUAUUCUUGAGGAGAUUAGUUUAUCUGCACUCCCGCAGAUGCUUUGUGCUGACCCUCUAGAGGUUGCACUUACUAUGGAUGUUUCCCGAGGCAUCGAUGCCGAAGUCGUUGCCUCCAUUAUCGAUUAG